AUGUGUUGCAACUACUACAGCAACCCCUGUGGCUAUGGCUCCGGCUGUGGCUGUGGCUGUGGCUCUGGUUAUGGCUGUGGCUAUGGCUCCGGCUAUGGCUGUGGCUAUGGAACUGGCUACGGCUCUGGCUCUGGCUGUGUCUGUGGCUAUGGAACUGGCUAUGGCUGUGGGUUUGGCUCUCGCUGUGGCUGUGGUUAUGGAACUGGCUAUGGCUGUGGAUACGGCUCUGGCUCUGGCUACUGUGGCUACCCACCAUUUUGCUUUAGAAGAUGCUAUUCUUCCUGCUAAAACAUCACUGUCAGAGGACGAUUUACUUCUAAAAUGACACGUCUGAAGAUAAUGCUGAUUCAAGGAUUCAUACUCCAAGAUUUCUGUAUCCAAGAAUUACAUGCUUGACAGUCUUGGACCUCUAGCCUCACAUUUCUUUGAAUGAAAUCAUGGCCAUAGGAUCCAUGGUGUCAUCUGACUGUUUUCCAAAUGUUAUCUUUUGCUCCUUUAAU
Messenger RNA from Pongo pygmaeus (Bornean orangutan), 500 nucleotides. Its product is annotated as keratin-associated protein 21-1. Bases 1 to 288 code for a protein of 95 amino acids. The record is from RefSeq and is a predicted model, not a curated record. The transcript has a single exon. NCBI's taxonomy places the organism in Eukaryota, Metazoa, Chordata, Mammalia, Primates, Hominidae.